CCACGGUAGAUUAAAAUCCCCGACAAGAGCGCCUCGUUCGAAUGCAGCAUCCCAUCCACCAUCGUAGUUCGUCCCGAGUCUUCAACCCGAUUGUUCAGCCAUACAUCCCCCAAUAUGGCGUCUCGACUCGUUCAGUCCUCUCGUACACUGGCGAGAAAUCUCUUAUGGACGAUUUCAAGACGAUCAGUCUCGUCUACACCUCUUCCGACUGCUCCUGAACCCGUUCCAGAGGAUCAACCUGAUUCGUCUACCCCCAAACUUUACCAACAAUCUCCCAAUUACCCCAAGACAUGGUCGACCUCUCAGAACCCUAAACCUCACGCGUACGACAACGUCAGGUUCGAGCAAGUAGAUCUGGAAUUUCAACCGAAACCAAAGAGCGCCAUGGCCAUGGUCGCGGAAGACCCUAUCCGGUUGGUCAGUGGUAGAAAAGCAGUCUGUGACGGAGGUGGGGGACCACUCGGACAUCCAAAAAUCUAUAUCAACCUCGACAAGCCAGGGCCUAAAGUCUGUGGAUACUGCGGCAUAAGGUUUGAGAAAGCGCAUGCCGCUCAUUAGGCGGAAGUUUUGACGGAAAAUGAAGUCUCUCAAUGCAUCCAUUCUGUACCGGGUUAUAGUCUU
Kockovaella imperatae is the source of this 621-nucleotide messenger RNA. Its product is annotated as zinc-finger domain-domain-containing protein. NCBI's taxonomy places the organism in Eukaryota, Fungi, Basidiomycota, Tremellomycetes, Tremellales, Cuniculitremaceae. Gene Ontology annotation, biological process: mitochondrial electron transport, NADH to ubiquinone. The record is from RefSeq and is a predicted model, not a curated record. The transcript has 4 exons. Bases 115 to 558 code for a protein of 147 amino acids.